Molecule: messenger RNA, 264 nt
Organism: Psilocybe cubensis
Lineage: Eukaryota; Fungi; Basidiomycota; Agaricomycetes; Agaricales; Agrocybaceae
Exons: 2
Coding region: 1-264 (87 amino acids)
Source: RefSeq, a predicted model, not a curated record
AUGCAUCUUGCGAUUCUGGAGCUGCAUUGGGGAUCUCAUCAUGUGCUAUCUAUUGCUGAAUUUGACUGGCUCCCAUACAAGAUCCCAUCCCUUGACCACACAUCCUUUAGUGGCGUUGACAAGAACAACAAUCCCAUCCCUACCAAACAUUUUAUCAUGUCCCCUAACAUGCCUGAAAUUCCCGAUAUCAGGCGGAAUUCUCAUGAUGUCACGAUACGUGAAGAUGGACGUUAUGGAUACGCCAACUUUACUCUAUGCCCCUAG